AUGUCUAUAUCUAUGAUAGUCUCCGAUGUUACUAUUGCUGUUGUCGCUGAUACUGCUGCUUUUAGUGCUGUGGCUGCUGUUGCUGUAGUUCCUGUGGCUGCUGUUGUUGAUAUUAUUGUUUCUGUGGCUGCUGUUUCUGUAGUUGCUGUUGUUGUUACUGUGGCUGCUGUUACUGUGACUGCUGUUACUGUUGUAGCUGUAGCUCAAUAUAACAAUAAUUAUUAUGAUACUGAUAACGAUAGUGAUAACAAUAGCUAUAACGAUCGCGAAAACUAUAACGAUAACGAUAACGAAAAUAAUAACAAAAGCAAUAACAAUAGCCAUUACGAUAGCGAUAACGAUAACGAUAACGAUAGCUACAAUGAUAACAGUAACCAUAGCGUUAAUGAUAGUGAUAACGAAAGCGAUAACAAUAGCUAUAACGAUACCGAUAGCAAUAACCGUAACGAUAGUGAUAACGUUAACGAUAGCGACAACUAUAGCGAUAACGAUAGCAAUAACGAUAACAAAAAUGAUAACGAAAGCGAUAACGAUAGCAAUAACGAUAACGAUAAUGAUAACAAUAAUGAUAGCGAUAUCGUUCGGUAUCGUCUGAUAUUGUCCUAUAUGAUAUGA
Molecule: messenger RNA, 615 nt
Organism: Teleopsis dalmanni
Lineage: Eukaryota; Metazoa; Arthropoda; Insecta; Diptera; Diopsidae
Product: GATA zinc finger domain-containing protein 4-like
Exons: 3
Coding region: 1-615 (204 amino acids)
Source: RefSeq, a predicted model, not a curated record